Huiozyma naganishii CBS 8797 is the source of this 1011-nucleotide messenger RNA. It is a transcript of the gene COQ4, whose product is annotated as ubiquinone biosynthesis protein COQ4. NCBI's taxonomy places the organism in Eukaryota, Fungi, Ascomycota, Saccharomycetes, Saccharomycetales, Saccharomycetaceae. Gene Ontology annotation, cellular component: mitochondrial inner membrane; mitochondrion. The record is from RefSeq and is a predicted model, not a curated record. Gene Ontology annotation, biological process: ubiquinone biosynthetic process. The transcript has a single exon. The coding region runs from base 1 to 1011 and encodes 336 amino acids.
AUGUUCCCAAUCACUCGUGCUACCAGAAAAGGUGCCUUUGCACUUUCCCCUCCACAGAACAGGACGUUGUUGCUGGAAGCUUUAGCCGGAGCUGUCCUUGGGGAUCUGGUAUUUGGGAGACAAGCGCAGCUGGCUGACAAGAUGCAUCGUGGAGAGUUACACAACAGGCACGAUGAUUACGAAGAGUUGCAGAAGGAGAGAACGGAACGGCGACUUCGGACAUUGCGGGACACGAGACCGUCCCCACCUAACUACCCAGGCCAUAUCCCCUUACACACCAGCGAGAAGUUGCUCAUGUUCCUCGUCUCGGGGGUGAGGGCUUUCUUCCACCCUGAGAACGGGAUCAAUAUUGUGCAAUUGGGUGAAGCCAGUGCCUUCCCCGUGUUUCUGGAGUCUCUGAAGAAUACAAUGCUUUCCGAUACAACAGGAAGGAGGAUCCUUCGGGACAAGCCAGACGUCAAAGAGGAUAUUUUGAAGAUGGAAACAUUGGAAAAACUGCCCAAAAAUACGUUCGGUUACGUUUUCUACCAGUGGUGCAGACGCCAGAAGGUCACGCCCGAUACGAGGGCGCAAGUACAAUACGUCGACGAUCCGGUGCAUGCGUUUGUGUUUAAGAGGUUCAGACAAUGCCACGAUUUCUACCACGCAUUGAACAACGCGCCGAUUGUUAUUGAGGGUGAAAUCACAAUAAAGGCUCUGGAGGCAGCCAAUAUGGGUGUACCGAUGGCUGCGUUGGGGGCACUCCUGGCACCUCUGCGCUUGAAACCCGUGCAAAGAAAAAGACUGUAUGAGAUAUACUUGCCCUGGGCGGUUCGUUCUGGUUUGUCUUGUAAACCGCUGAUAAACGUGUACUGGGAGGAACAACUGAUGAGAGACGUGGGUGAGCUGCGUGCCGAGCUCGGGAUAUACCCGCCUCCGGAUCUGAGAGCGAUGAGAGAGGCACGCAAGGCAGAGAUCAAAGAAUUAACCGCUAAAUACAACAUACUGGCUACAAAAGGCGUCCUAAGGUAA